CAUGGCGGGCAGUGUCAUCUCGAUAUCGUCGUGAAUAUAACGUGAAAUAAUGAUUAUUAUUGUUUUAGAAUAUGGGUGAAUAUGUGCAAUAAUUUAUUAAACUUUGAUGUGAAAAGUGUUGUGUUUUGAUAUUUUUUGUGAUAAUAAAGUGUUACAAUGGCCUCGGAUAAGAUCAAAGUUGCUGUGCGGGUUCGUCCUUUUAACAGGCGAGAAAUCGAACUUGGUACACAAUGCGUGGUGGAAAUGGACACCCAGCAGACAAUACUGCAAUGCCCGCAGUCAACACACGACAAAGAAAGAAAGCAACCAAAGACGUUCGCGUUCGACCACUGUUUCUACUCGCUCGACCCGUCGCUAAGCAAUUACGCGUCACAAAAGACGGUGUUCGAGUGCCUUGGCCGGGAUAUCCUGGACAAUGCCUUCGAAGGGUACAAUGCCUGUAUCUUCGCGUACGGCCAGACAGGUUCCGGCAAGUCGUACACCAUGAUGGGCGCGCCGGGGCCCGACGAGGGCGGCAUUAUACCGCGGCUGUGCGAUGCGCUCUUCGAACGGAUAGCGAAGCAACAGUCGCCGCCCGCGCUCACGUACAAGGUGGAAGUAUCAUACAUGGAGAUAUACAACGAGCGCGUGCACGACCUCCUCGACCCGGAGACGACGCGGCGCUCGCUGCGGGUCCGCGAACACGCGGUGCUGGGACCCUACGUGGAUGGCCUCUCGCAGCUGGCCGUCACGUCUUACCAUGACAUAGACAACCUGAUGACCGAAGGCAACAAGUCGCGCACGGUUGCCGCGACGAACAUGAACAGCGAAUCGUCGCGGUCGCACGCGGUGUUCAGCGUGGUGCUGACGCAGACGCUGUGCGACUCGGCGACCGGCGUCAGCGGGGAGAAGGUGGCGCGGCUGUCGCUGGUGGACCUCGCCGGGUCGGAGAGGGCGGUCAAGACGGGGGCGGUUGGCGAUCGGCUGAAGGAGGGCUCUAAUAUUAAUAAGUCAUUAACCACACUCGGCCUAGUAAUAUCAAAGCUAGCAGACCAGUCGUCGGGCAAGAACAACAAGGACAAGUUCGUGCCGUACAGAGACUCGGUGCUCACUUGGUUGCUCAAAGAUAAUUUGGGGGGCAACAGUAAAACUGUUAUGGUAGCGACGAUAUCACCAGCCGCGGACAAUUACGAGGAGACACUGUCCACACUGCGAUACGCGGACCGAGCGAAGCGAAUAGUGAACCACGCGGUCGUCAACGAGGAUCCGAACGCGAGGAUCAUACGGGAGCUGCGGCAGGAGGUCGAGGCGCUCAAGGAGAUGCUGAAGCAUGCCACGGGCUCGCCGGUCGGCGAGGACGUGCACGAGAAGUUGGCGCAAAGUGAACACCUCAUGAAGGAGAUGUCCCGCACUUGGGAGGAGAAACUUGUGGAGACCGGACGGAUACAAAGCGAAAGGCAACAUGCCUUAGAGAAGAUGGGCAUCAGCGUGCAGGCGAGCGGCAUCAAAGUGGAGAAGAAUAAGUUCUAUCUCGUCAACCUGAAUGCCGAUCCCUCUUUGAAUGAGCUCUUGGUUUAUUAUCUUAAGGACCGUACGCUAGUAGGCGCGGACCGAUCGGCCGAUAUUCAACUAUCCGGGCUCGGUAUCCAGCCCCAGCACUGCCUGCUGCAAGUGGAGGGCGGAGCCCUACACAUGCAGCCCUUGAACGCCGCCAGGUGCUUCGUGAACGGAACCCCCGUGCUGGAGGGCGUGAGGCUGGGACACGCCGAUCGAAUCCUCUGGGGAAAUCACCACUUCUUCCGGGUCAACUGUCCGAAGGAUACCAAUGAGCUGGCGACAGCGUCGGAGCCGCAGACUCCCGCGCAGCCGAUCGACUACAACUUCGCGCGGGACGAGAUCAUGCUCAACGAGCUCAGCAACGACCCCAUACAGACCGCCAUCUCGCGGCUCGAGCGCCAGCACGAGGAGGACAAACAGGUUGCAUUGGAAAAGCAGAGACAAGAGUACGAACGACAGUUUCAGCAAUUGAGAAAUAUUUUGUCUCCGUCAACGCCUUAUCCACCAUAUUCGUAUGACCCGCUCAAAUUAGGCAAAAUGACGGCCUGCACGCCGACGACGGCGGCGCGCGUGGAGCGCUGGGCGGCCGAGCGCGACGACACGUUCAAGCGCUCCAUCGGGCGGCUCAAGGCGGACAUCCUGCGCGCCAACGCGCUCGUGCAGGAGGCCAACUUCCUCGCCGAGGAGAUGCGCCGCAACACGCGCUUCAGCGUCACGCUGCAGAUCCCGCCGCAGAACCUCAGCCCCAACAGGAAGCGCGGCGCGUUCGUCUCAGAACCGGCCAUCAUGGUGAAGCGGCCGACGCGCGGCGCGCAGGUGUGGUCCAUGGAGAAGCUGGAGAACAAGUUGGUGGACAUGCGCGACAUGUACGACGAGUGGCGGCACAGGCAGCACUCGGACGAUGAGGACAAUGAUGCAGCUCAAAUAGACGUGGAAACACCAACGGAGCAGGAGGAAAAAGCGCUAGAUCCAUUCUACGAAUCGCAAGAGAAUCACAACUUGAUCGGUGUUGCCAACAUCUUCUUGGAGGCGUUGUUCCAUGACGUGACGCUAGAUUAUCACACGCCCAUCAUCAGUCAGCAGGGAGAAGUUGCCGGGAGGUUGCAGGUUGAGAUAAGUAGAGUAUCGGGUCAGUUCCCACAAGACCGAAUUUGUGAAGCGGCCUCGGACAGUUCUGGAGAUAUGAGAGAUGACGAUGAGCCUAUCGAUCCAGCUUCACAACAAGUGACUAUCCGCGUAGUCAUCAAGCAGGCGAGCGGGCUCCCCCCCUCGCUGUCCAACUUCGUGUUCUGCCAGUACUCGGUGUGGGGCGGCGGCGAGCCGGUGGUGGUCGCGCCGCAGGUGUCCGCCGACACGCCUCCCCCCGCGCUCCCCGCGCUCCCUGCGCACGCCCCGCACCCCGCGCACCCCGCACACCCGGCCGCCGCCUCGCCGCGCCACCAGCUGGUGACAUUCCGCUUCGAUCAUAGGCGGGACUUUACGAUACCGCUCACGGAGGAGUUCAUUGAGCAUUGUGCGGAGGGCGCGCUGUCGAUCGAAGUGUGGGGCCACCGGUCGGCGGGGUUCAGCCGCGCGGUCGGCAACUGGGAGGUGGAGGCGCAGCAGCUGGCCAAGGCGCGCUCGCUCGCCGACCGCUGGGCGGAGCUCACGCGCAAGAUCGAGCUGUGGGUCGAGAUACACGAGCUCAACGACCAGGGCGAGUACGCGCCCGUCGAGGUGACGCAGCGCGCGGACAUCCCGACGGGCGGCGUGUACCAGCUGCGGCAGGGCCAGCAGCGCCGCGUGGCCGUGCGCGUGCGCCCCGCCGCCAACUCGGGCACGCUGCCCAUCAUCUGCCAGCACAUCGUCAGCGUCGAAGUGGGCUCCGUUACCGUCAGGUCGCGGCUACAAAAGCCCCUCGACUCGUACCAAGAAGAAGACCUGGCGGUGCUGCGCGAGCGCUGGAGCGAAGCGCUCGCGCGGCGGAGGCAGCACUUGCACGCACAGCUGCAGAAAUUGGUGAAUAUGUCGCCGUCGUUGAAGAGUGAACGGGAUAUGGAGAGAGAGCAGUCGCUGGUUGAGCAGUGGGUUUCGCUCACUGAGGAAAGAAAUGCGGUGUUAGUACCAAGCCCCGGCAGUCCAAUUCCGGGAGCGCCGGCCGCGUGGAACCCCCCGCCCGGUAUGGAACAACACAUCCCGGUGCUGUUCCUGGAUCUUAACGCGGAUGAUCUGACGACGCACGGCUCGGGAGAGGAGGUGUCGGUGGCCGGGCUGCACUCGAUCCUGCCCAAGGAGCACGGCAACAAGUUCUACGAGCUGCAGCUGGUGCAGCACCACCACAAGGACGUGAGUGCGGCCGCCGCCUGGGACUCCUCCAUACACGACUCGCAGUACCUCAACCGGAUCACCGAGGCCAACGAACGUGUGUACCUGAUACUGAAGACAACAGUGCGGCUGUCCCAUCCCGCGCCGAUGGAGCUGAUCCUGCGCAAGCGCCUCGCGCUCAACAUAUACAAGCGGCAGAGCCUCACUGACCGGAUACGGAAGAAGAUAGUUAGGACGGAUCAGCUGACGCAAACCGGCGUCACGUACGAGGUGGUGUCCAACAUCCCCAAAGCGUCGGAGGAGCUGGAGGAGCGCGAGAGCCUGGCGCAGAUCGCCGCCACCGGGGAGGACUCCAGCUUCGCUGACGGGGAGACUUAUAUCGAGAAAUACACGCGAGGCGUGAGCGCAGUGGAGAGCAUCCUCACCCUGGACCGCCUGCGGCAGAGCGUCGCCGUCAAGGAGCUGGAGCAGGCGCGCGGCCAGCCCGUCACCAUGCGCAAGACGGCCUCCGUGCCCAACUUCUCGCAGGGUGCUUUCUCACGACGCGACGCGUUUCAAACGCUAUGCAACGCGACUCGAUAUGUCGUUGAUUUCGUAUCGUCAUUGCAAGGGCAGGAAUACGAUGCUCUCGGUCGGGAUGACGCAUCGUCGCGUUGCGUGAUAAUGCGCCUGGACUCGUCGUUCGAGUCGCUAGCGGGCCUAUCGUCGGGCCGCUCGGGCAGCGUGGCCGACCUGGCGGACGAGACGCCGCGCCGCGUGCGCCACUCGUACGCUGCGCCCGCGCAUAACGACCCCGACCUGACCACGCCCACCAAACCGUUCGGACUUGGCUCGUUCCUAUCAGCUCGACCAACGUUCCUUAAUUUGAAUUUGAACCUGAACUCACUACGACUGCAGACGCCGAAUAAGUCGUCUCCUGCCAGUGGGAAAUUGGGUUUGCGCAUGACCACACUACACGAAGAGCCGGGAAGACGUAACGACGAGGAUUCUCAUUCUGAGCCAGAAUCGGCCCCCAAUGACGAACUUACUACUCCACGCUCACACCGCACUCGAUCACGCGCCACUGCCCGCGGUUUCUUGCCGACAUCCAAAACAUUGGAUUCAUUGCACGAACUCGCUUGUGAACGAAUCCCCAACAAGAACUCACCAUCGAUAUCGUCUAGUGGAUACGGUUCGCAAGCUGUAUCAUCGACCAACCUCACCAACGACGACACACUCUCCAUACGCAGCAUGUCCGUUGACGACACACCGGAUUUCGACAAAGUAAUGGAUUACACGCACUUGAGCCGAACGAAAACCUCGAUGGCCGGCCUCAGGAAUGAGAUCAGCGAGCUCAGAAGCGAUAUAACGGACCUGAAGAAUGAAAUAGUGGAGUCGAAAAAUGAGCUGGAAGAUGUCGCCUUCGAAAAAUCCAAAACGCCAGUACUGACUCCGGGUUCCCGGAAUAGGAUUAAUCCCUUUUUGAGGGAUUGCGAGGAGGCUAUGCAGGACGAUAAGGACUCUCAGAUAUUGGACCCGCUCGGGGCCAUACCGGUGGAGACGCACGCUGUGGUAUCUAGUCAUAAUAAAAACGAGCUUCAGGUCAAUGGUGAAUCGGCGCACGAGACUACGUUUGGCGAAGCGGAGGUAGAAUCGGUGAGCUCCGAACAGUCUAGUCACGGAACGCGAAGUCGCGAGGCCUCCUCGGUGGGUGAGAGCGAUUCUCCCGGACCAGACCCCGUCGUCAAUACGUCGCUGCCCGCUGGAAAGGUGGUGCGGCGGCGCGCGGGCGGCGGGCGCAGCGCGGCGCGCGCGUCGUACCCGGCGGCGCGCAAGCCGCACGAGCCCGCCUCCUCCGCCGACAGGAUCCUGCACGACGAGUCGUCGGAGUGCGAGCGCUCGCACGCGCUGCCCGAGUGGAUGGCGGUGGGCGAGAGCGUGCAGCUGCGGCUGAGCAGCAGCACCGGCGUCGUCGCCUACAUCGGGCCCACGCACUUCGCCAGCGGCACCUGGGUCGGCGUCGAGCUGGACGCGCCCACCGGCAAGAACGACGGCUCCGUAGCGGGCAUCCGCUACUUCGAGUGUCGGCCGCGGCACGGCAUCUUCGUGCGCGGCGACAAGCUGGCGCAGGACCGGCGCGGCCGCUCCGCGCGCGCCUUCCGCAGCGCCGAGCUCACGCGCGCCUCCAGCAAGGGUGAAGGCCUACAGAACCUGCACAGGUCGCGGAGUCGCGGCGACAGCAUAAACGCGGUCGGCACCAAGACCAGAAGCAAAUAAUCGCACGUCCACACUUCGAGUCCAAGUCCUGUUUAUGUUGCACUCUUGUAACGCUAUGGUGCUUAUAUUGUGUAUAUUUCGUUCUUGUCACGUGUAAAAGCAAUAAUGUUCCCACGUUUAUAUUUCACAUUCCCCCGGGACGUUUGUAGGUCGGCGUGUAACGGUGCCUCCACACAGAGCUUAACCGCGGUGGGAUGUUAAUGGAGGUGUUGGCCCUUAGCUCUGUGACGACUCACUAUUGGAGGAAAACUAUUAUUUCUCACCUUGGUUGUCACGUGUAACCAACGGUCGAUGGAAUUUUCACGUUUUCUACGCAGCUAUUCGAUUUAUUAGCGAAAUAUUUUAUUUUUUCAUCGUUUCGUUUUUAUCAUUGAAACGCGUUUGUAAAUAAAUUUGACAUUCAAUCGAUUUAUAUUAUGAUUUUUUUUUUAUUUUAUUUUAUUUUAUCAUUAUUAUUUUACUGUAAAUACGUGGAUGUUUGCGUGUGUUUUUAUUGAUAAUAAUUUAAUGAUUUAGAGACCAAUGAAUUGUUUGUGAUCGACGGGAGGCGGAUUGUUUGUAUAGAAUUUUUUACUGUAUAGUUUGUGGUAGACGUUAUCGUAAAUUAAUUAUUUAUGUAUUAGCUCAUUGACUUGAAGCUUCUUAAGGCACAUUAUACACUACACGUUUGGCUUCUAACAGAAAGUGUAAUAAAGACACGUUUGUACUGUACGCAUAAUGUUUUUACAUAUCCGCUGAAUAUUAUACACGACGCGAAAAGUUCCUAUGGUUUGACAAAAUUUCCAUUAUCCCUCUUGGUGGAAGAGACUUAGGCAUUUUAAUGCAUUUAAAAUAACCCCUAUUUGCUCAUAUUGUGUUUGGGACACGAUUGCCACUCCAUUGUGAUAAUUUCUUGCCACAUUCUUAAAUUUUUUUUCAAAACGAAAUUUUUUUCGGAAAUGAUUUUGCCCUUUAAUUUGAUACUUAAACGAAAUCGUCCAAUGUCACAUCUACGUCCUUAUAAAGACUUGUACUUAGUACACUAUCGAGCCAUCGCCACGGACUCAAUAUAGCCAAAAUAUAUCUCUCCAUCUCCCGGCGCAAGUCACGAGCGACUGUUUACUGCGAAUUUUUUAAUGGAAAUUUGACAUUUGAUAUAUUAUCUAAAUAAUAUACGCUGAUACUGAUCCUUUGCGUGUUUACGCUUCGAUAUUCUAUUGUUUUGGAAUCGUCCGCUCGUCACUUGCACCGCACCUAUAUCGAUUAGGGUUGUGUAGUUAAAAUUUUUGAGAAUGUAAAAAUUUAUUGUUCGUAGACGUGUUUCAACGCGCUGUAUAUUGAAUUCAUGUGUUAAAAUUCAGUCCUCAGAUCAUUAUAUCCAUCCACGGAAACAAUAAUCGAAACUGUAUAAUGUUUUCUUUCCAUUAACGUGUGGUAGCCGUUCGGAUAGCGUAGGUUUGGGUGACAAUCGGGCAAAUAUAGCAAACGUAGUGAAUGUAUAAUCAAGUGUAUUAGGGUAUGUCCACAUCGAUUCGCUUCGUGUCCGGAGCGGUAUAGUGUUAGAUCACCUUAUUGUAUAUUCCAUCCUCUUAGUGAUGUAAUUGUUAAGUACACUUUAUUGAGUACACAAAUAGUGUUAAUACGCCUCGUUAUUUACUAGUGUUUUUAAAAUUUCACUCUCAGCAAACAUAGCCGGUCACUUGCCUACAUUCCUCUACACGAUGUUGUAAAAUAUGACGAUUAAUUAAUAAAUUAGAAAAAUUGAACAAAAAAAAUAUAAACGCCUAACGCGCACCGGAGACUACAAAGCCAUUUCUCGUAGACUAUGUAAACCUUGACUGACGUCGUAUUUUUUCACGGAUAAUUUUCACAAAGCUUACUAGACUGUUGUACUUAAACAUUCCAUUUUCAACAUUUAUUAUCGGAUUACACUAGUAUUUAUAAGUUAGAUUUUUAUAGACAGAGUGCGAAUGUUUUAUGCAUUUUUUACCGUAAUCAGGCCUCAACUGGGACAGCUCAAUGUGUAGACGAAUAUAAAGAAAAUGUUGAGUAAAGUCUUUUCAAAUAUUGUAGGAUGUGUCUUUGAAACUCUCGAUGUGCUUCUGUCCAGUAGUUGUGGUAGUACUCGGGCAACGAGGGAAGUGUACUGCGUCUAUGACCUAUCUUUAAGAACACCAAUCGCGAUAGACAUACGAUUUUUUGUUAUUAAUGUCUAUAUGCUAAGGCAUAAGUACCAUUUUCAAUUGCAAGGAAUUUUGUCUUGAAUUAAAGAUGGGUUAUACAGGUGUAAGGUUACGCUGAGAUUACGAUUAAAGCAUUCGGAGUGUGCACUAGGGCUCCUAGGUUUAGGCUAAUAGUGACCUUGACGUCUCUUAGGUCCUAAUUUAUUUUAAUUAGAACUAAGCUGACAAUGUGCUGUGCUUUCGUUUUAAAUUAUAGUUAAAUUGAAUUAUUUUUGUUUUAUAGUGUAAUUUGUAUUUAUUGCAGUCAAUUCAUUGCAUCGAUAUGAGCUUAUAAAUUUGUUGUAUUAUUUUCGUAUGUAAUUAUUUUUUAGUGUAGCGAUGACGUUAUGUAUUGUGUUGCCAGUUUUAAAAAUUGUGUAAAAUAAUGAUUUUUGAUCACAAAUGAAAUGUAUUUCGAUUUCUUUUUAUGUGAUAAGCGAUAGAUUAGGCAGCUACUUGGUAGCAUAGAUGGUUGCAUAAUAUUCAUUAUUGUAAACAAAUAAAGAGAUUUUUAAUAUUUAAAUACAGAUAGUUCACUUCUAGUGGAAAUAUUUUUGCCAAGUAGCAAAUUUGAGUCAACCAUCGCUGUCAUUAUCAAUAAAUGUAUUAUAAAAUUAUUA
This is a messenger RNA of Zerene cesonia (dogface butterfly), 8917 nucleotides long. RefSeq names its product kinesin-like protein KIF13B (gene Khc-73). Gene Ontology annotation, cellular component: kinesin complex; microtubule. Lineage: Eukaryota; Metazoa; Arthropoda; Insecta; Lepidoptera; Pieridae. The coding region runs from base 157 to 6096 and encodes 1979 amino acids. Gene Ontology annotation, biological process: cytoskeleton-dependent intracellular transport; microtubule-based movement. Gene Ontology annotation, molecular function: microtubule motor activity; microtubule binding; ATP binding. The transcript is spliced from 40 exons. The record is from RefSeq and is a predicted model, not a curated record.